This is a messenger RNA of Fonsecaea nubica, 792 nucleotides long. RefSeq lists its product as hypothetical. The coding region runs from base 1 to 792 and encodes 263 amino acids. NCBI's taxonomy places the organism in Eukaryota, Fungi, Ascomycota, Eurotiomycetes, Chaetothyriales, Herpotrichiellaceae. The record is from RefSeq and is a predicted model, not a curated record. Gene Ontology annotation, molecular function: oxidoreductase activity. The transcript has a single exon.
AUGGCGACCCCCAAAUACGCCAACAAGCUCGCCAACACCACCGUCCUGAUCAUCGGAGGCACAUCAGGGCUCGGCUUCGGUCUGGCAGAGGCCCUGUUGGAGCACAACGUCGCCCACCUCUACCUCUCCUCGUCGCGGCAGCAGAGGGUCGACUCGGCCGUGUUGCGCCUCCAGUCCGCGUACCCAGACUCCAAAGCCACCAUCACGGGCCUGGCGUGCAAUCUCGGCGACGAGUCCACGCUGGAAGCCAACAUCAAGACCCUGUUCUCAAAGAUCGGCCGCAAACUCGACCAUGUGGUCUUCUCGGCUGGUGACCCGCUCGCGGCCAAACCCCUCGCAGAAGUCGACUUGCCGUUCAUGAAGCAAGCUGGCAUGGUCCGAUUCUUUGCGCCCUUCUUCGUUGCAAAGGAGGCCAUCACUUACCUCAACUCAGGCCCGGCGAGCUCCAUCACCUUGACCACGGGCUCGGUCUCGGAGAAACCGCUGCCCAAUUGGGCCGUGGUGGCAUCCUACGCCAGUGGCCUGCACGGCAUGACCCGCGGUCUUGCUCUCGAGCUAAAACCCGUGCGUGUCAACUUAAUCUCGCCCGGCGUCGUGGACACGGAGCUCUGGGAAGCCAGUCUGGGCGACAAGGCCAAAGUCAAGGCCACGCUAGAGCGUUCGAAAGCCUAUGUCGCCACAGGUGAGGUUGGCCAGGUCGAGGAUGUAGUGGAGUCGUUCCUGUACGUGCUGAAGGACAAGAACGUUACGGGCACGUGUAUCAGGACAGAUGGCGGUAUCUUCCUCCUAUGA